UGAUUUGUCUUCAGGAUAAACGAUUGAAAAAAAUAACAUGGGAAACUCUUCAAAGUUCAAGCUUUUUAUGACAAAACUCCAUGUUUAAAUAUUUUCAGCAUGCUUCACAUGUCUGUCUGCUAACUCUGAUCUUGGUAUAUCUGGACAGAGAGCGCCCCCUACCUUUACAUGAAGUAUAACACAAAAAGCGUUACCCACCUCCAUAAAUUGACAUUUAACUAAAACAGCAGCAUGGUUUUAAAAUAAGCACAUUAACCACUGCAGCAAUUGCACAGACUGGAACAACCAGAUGGAUGUCUUCCAAAAGCCAGAUUAUCAAGCAACGUGUUCCUGGAAGGUCAUUACUGAGAGGAGAGGUUAUUGUUAGAACUCGAGGAAGAUUGGUAACCAAAAUACUACAGAUUACAUCACCAAAGCAGUCAGCAUUACGUCACAGGACUGAGGUCAUAGGGUGUGGCCUGGCCUCCUAUCCCAAACCUGACCUAAACCUGAUGCCCACUCUGAUCCUGAAAUGAGUCACUCUUGAAUCACUCCUGUUAUCACAUAACUUCAUGUUAGUGUGUGACAGCUUACUGUUACUGGGGGUGAGUCAAGGAAACUUCUCAGAAAUUAAGCCAGCCGCUGCCCCUAAAGUGGCAGUAAGUUCUUACACCCAUUGUCACACAAGUACUGACAAGUGUGGGAACAUCUGGAUUUUCACUUUAGCUCAUAGGUCCAGAUGGCAAAAGACAAACCAUUUGGACGAGACUGGUAGAACUUCACAUGGUUCACAGGGGGGAAACUUCUAACGGUUCAAGAUUAUGGACUUCAGCAGGGUGGAUAAUCAGUGAUGAUAAAAGCAAAGACAAAAAAAUGCCAGAAAUGACCUGGACACCAUCCUCAUAACAUAGUUAUUAGUUCAGGCCAAUUAAUAGUCUAUAGAAAUUGCAUAAAAUCCAACCUGUUAUAAACACUAUAACAACUCUUAACAUAUUUAAACACAUGGAAGUGCUGUCAUUUCGUGUGCAUAUUUCUUUGUGUUUGUUUCUCUCCGGGCAGCAGGACCAUGGAUAGAAACCACAGUGCCAGUCUUCCCAACAUCGCCUGGAACUCGCUGUCGAUCAGCGUCCAUUGUCUCCCGUUUCCCCCGAGAAGCGGCUCGGUGCGGCUUCCCCUUUAAGAGAUCAUCCCCUUUAAGCGAUCGGUGCCGAGGCGGACCGACACCGGAGCAUCGUGCGGCCGAUCAUCAUGGCCCCCAACCUGCGUCUGUCGCAUCCUGGACAGGGGGAGCGCAGGCGAGGCGGCGGCUCUUCCUUCCCCUAUGCGGAACCGGCCGGCGAGAUGCUCCGGCGUCGCAGAUAAAGAUCGCCGGGGAAAGCCUCGUAAACGCCAGUCCGGCCGCUCUCCUCCAUGCCUGCAUCAGGACCCUCGCUCGGCAGCUUGACCAAGGGGAGCGGCAGAAGCAUGAACAAGGACUACUCGAUUAACCUGUCCGUACAGCAGGUGCUGAGCCUGUGGGUGCAGGGCACGGUGCCGACGCUCCAGCAUUUCACCGAGAUGUGGUACUGGGUUUUCCUCUGGUGUCUCUUCUCGUCUCUGCUGCUCCACGGCGCUGUGGGCCUGCUGAUGCUGGUGGCUCUGCAGAGACACCGGAGGGGACGCCUCAUCACCCUGCUGCUGGUCAGCGUGGGAUUCCUGGCCUCCCUCAGCGGAGCCGUCAUCACCAGUGCCGCGGUGGCUGGGGUGUAUCGGGUGGCAGGGAAGGACAUGGGGCCCUUGGAGGCGCUGGUGUUCGGCGUGGGACAGACAGCCCUCACAGUCAUCAUCUCCCUCUCGCGAAUCCUCGCCACACUCUGAGGACUGACAGAUGGGCGCGGAGAAGGGGGGGGGGGCGCAAAAAGCCACGGAGAAGCCAAUCCAAUCACGGGGAAGGAGCACUUACGCGGACGGACAGCAGCCUCGCUCACUGGCUGCGAUGGGAUCCGCCAAGGUUUGCUGGGAUGAUGGUUCCGGAUUGCUGUCUUGUUUUAGAGGUGCCCUCUGCUGGUUGAAUGGGUGACCUGCAGCACCCCAAGGGCAAACCUUAGCUCAAAGCUAAAGCUGAUGUACAGGAACAAGAGCACCUUGAUCCUGACACUCCUUAGAGCAUGACCAGUGACUGACCACAGAGCAAUGCCCAGGUGGGCACUGACAAAUGUGGAAAUAUAUCUGACUCCAGCGUGCCUAAGGGGGCCCAGUUUCCCAGGGUGCUCUGCUACCAAAGGAAAGCUCAUACCGACACUGGAGGGGUCACAGAUGCAUUAUGGGAAAAUCAUGUUUCAACUCUUAAAAAGCUACUUAAAAAAGCUGAUUCUGUAAUUCAGCUUCUUUAUUUAACGGUGAAUCUGGGAAGAAUAUUCUAGAUCUUUAUCAAUGGAGGUACUUAACAUUAGGCAUUGCCAUGAGCACAGAAAGACGUUUUUACAUAGAUCAUAUCCAGUGUGGGGGAAGACUUCCUGAGCUGUGUUGUAAACCACAGCUGUUCGAGUUGCUCUUUUCUAAUGUGCUUUGCAGAAGAGAGAUCAAAGACGGCUGAGAGAUUAGGGGCUGUGGAAUUUUCCACGCCUGGUCCUGCCAUCGCUCUCCUGUGUCUGAGAAGUGCGAGGGCCUGCGAUGGAGUUGUUAUCGUGCUGUACUAAGAUGGCUAUCCAGAUAUGGUGGCUGUUCAGGUAUCAGUAUGAAAUGCAGCACAUCUCCAGGAUUCUCCAUUUCCCCUCUGUUUGAUAUGCACAUGAGUCCAACCUCAGCAGUCUGCACGCCAGUCUGUGUAAAUUAUGGUGUUUUUAUUUGUAUUUUUUUUUGUAAUUGUCAUAAUUCUUUAAAUGUGACUACAAAUUGCACUGACCUGCCUUUAAUGGCCUGCCUACCUUGUGUUUUACAUGGAGUCCUCACAGAAAGUGUGUGUGAGUGCUGCCCCCUAAUGGCCAUCCUUGUGCUGACAGUAUUCCAAAACAAAAAGACUAUCCUGUGUUUUAAGAACCAUGGUAAUUACUCAGCACACUUGCUACAGCAGAGGGUUCUGAAGCCAAAGUUUUCAUCCUAUGUUUUGUGAGAAACAUGAUGUACGUACUUUAUUUGUGUAAUUGUUUACUGUUUAGAAACAGUAUUUCCAUUGCAUAGUAAAUAAGUGGUUCCUUAGUCAUGUGAGUAUGGGGGCAUGACCCUCCCCCCUAACAGAAUGCGCCAGGUUGCAAACCAUUACAGAUUGGCGGGGGGGAAGAUAUGAAUCGUUUUACUAACACUAGGGCAGGUUUACUACUCAUCAGUACCAGAACUGUCCACAUGGGGGCAUUAAAGUUCACUAAAUGUGAGUGGUGUUUGUGAGCGUUCAUCCUUUCUGAUGAUUCUGGACUGGGGGUAGAGACCCAACACAAGACUACGAGUAACACUCAGUAUCAGUACUUCCUGUGGACCCUCAGUAUUGAUGUACUCGGAAUGGCACAGUGUGAAUCACACCUGGGGAGGGGGGGGGGGGGCAUCUAAUGCAGUGAAACUUAACCACUGAAUAAAAACACCAUGUAUUAGUGUGUUUAUAUAACUCUAAUAUUUGAAGCAGUGAAUUUCUAACCUUUACAAUCUCUGGUCAGUCCUGCUAAUUACCCCAGCCAAGAGUAGGUAUAUAAUUACUGCCUUAUCUUUUAUUUGUUAGUUUGUCUAUUUAUUUGGGCAAUUUUGAUUAUUGCUUUAUCUUUAUAUAAAGUAAUACUUGCCACUAUGCUGUAAAAUAAAAAAACAAGAUAUUCACUAGAAAUAUAUGAAUGACCAAAUUCUUUACAUGUAUUCUCAUUACAUCAAACUCAUUUUACGAUACACAGACAAUAUACAAUAUAAUGUAAAAUAAAGGUAAUAUAGUAAUAUGUAAAUGAAUGAGCUGUAAUUUAUGCACACUCAUGUAUCCAUAGUAUUUUACCACAAUAUUUCUGUAAGAAGAACUAUUGGUGCUUGCUGACUGCACAUGAACGAUAUGCCCACUGCUCAUUGGUCAGUGUAUUUAAAGCUGUUGUAGGUGAAUCACAGUAAUCCGCAUAUCUGCUGGUUGUUUUUGGGGUGUCCAUACAGACACCGCCUGUACAGUCAAUUUUCCCAUUAAGAUACACAUGCAUCAAGCGACAGACAGACACAUCCUGUAUCCUUUGAGUUGUUUGUGGGAGUUUUUUUCUGGUCAGUUUGAUCUGGACUGUUUCAUUGUGGUCACUGCUUAUAAACAGUGCAAUACAUGGUGGAGAUCUGUUUUUUGGGCCACUGGAUGUAAGAUUACUGUAUUCUAAACCCGCAGGACUACAGUCCUAGCUGUAAAUAGUGUAUCAUACAUUUUUUAGUUUUGUACCAGCCAGCAGCGGUUGUUUACGACUCGCCUGUUUAUGUACCAACGCUGUCCUGCAGAGAAACCGUAGUGAUUUGAAAUAAAAGAUGUUUUUUUUAACAUA
Molecule: messenger RNA, 4445 nt
Organism: Paramormyrops kingsleyae
Lineage: Eukaryota; Metazoa; Chordata; Actinopteri; Osteoglossiformes; Mormyridae
Gene: tmem170b
Product: transmembrane protein 170B
Biological process (GO): negative regulation of canonical Wnt signaling pathway
Cellular component (GO): plasma membrane
Source: RefSeq, a predicted model, not a curated record